AUGGCUUUGAGAAAAGCAGGAAGUGUGUUGGUGGUCUUUUUCUGGUCUGUGGCAGUUGUACUGGGGCAGAAUGGCUGGAGUGUGACAUACACCACUCAGAGUAUCUGUACCUUGAAGGGGUCAACAGUGAAGCUGACCUGCUCUUUCAGCUAUCCCAGAGGUCAUAAAUUCACAUCAACCUUCUGGUUCACUAAAAUGGAGACUGGUGUAGAACCUGAAGAUAUAGGUCAGUACCCAGAGAAUGCAGGUCGUCUGGAGUAUCAUGGGGAUAAGGAGAAAGACUGUCUUCAGGUGAAGGUCACUGGUGAACAUCAGGAUAAGACACUGACCUGUAUCACCUCCUGUACUCUGACUGACAACCCCACCUACAUCUGGUACAAGAACGGACAACAUCUAGAUGAGAGCACCUCCCCCCAGUACAAAGACCCAGUCUCCAGUAACUAUGAAGACAGCUACUCCUGUGCUGUAAAAGGCCAUGAGGAUCUCCACUCUCCUGCAGUGUGUGUUCAGGGUCAGAGUUGCAGCAGAGUGACUUACACCAAGAGGAGAAUCUGUGUCUUGAAGGGGUCAACAGUGGACAUAUCCUGUACUUAUGUUGGUUAUUAUUACACCACAUCAACAUUCUGGUUUAGAAGUGAUAAGUCGACCCCUGAAGACCUAACCACAGACCCAGGGUAUGCAGGUCGUGUGCAGUACACUGGAACAUACGAAGGUCCCUCCUCCCUGAGAAUCACAGAUCUGAGAGAGGAGGACUCAGCUGAAGGUGUAUGUGGUUUUAUACAUAUUGUUUCAGGUCUGCAGGUGAAGGUGACUCCUGCUGCAGAGGGACAGAGAACACUGACCUGUAGCACCACCUGUACUCUGACUGACAACCCCACCUACAUCUGGUACAAGAACGGACAACGUCUUGAUGAGCCCACUUCCCAACAAUACUCUAGUAAUACCCUAGUAGUGUUGGGUCAUUAUGCGGACAGUUACUCCUGUGCUGUAGAACACCAUGAGGACCUCCACUCUCCUGCAGUGUAUGCUCCAAAGAACACCUCAGUGUCAGUCAGUCCCUCUGGUGAAAUAGUGGAGGGCAGUUCAGUGACUCUGACCUGCAGCAGUGAUGCCAACCCACCUGUGGACAAAUACACCUGGUACAAGAAGAACGUAACCUCACCAAAAGCAUCAGGACAGAGUUACAGCAUCACUAACAUCAGCUCUGAGGACAGAGGAGAAUAUUACUGUGAGGCCCAGAAUGGAAGAGGAUCUAUGAACUCUACAGCUCUGAUGAUCAUUGUAGCAGGGAAACAGACCUCAGUUCUGACUGCAGCUGUAGGAAUCAUAGUGGUUGUUCUGGUUCUCAUCCUCUGUCUCUCUGGACUCAUGUGGUUCAGGUGAGUGAAGAAGGGAACAUUGAUAUUUGU
Molecule: messenger RNA, 1409 nt
Organism: Salvelinus fontinalis (brook trout)
Lineage: Eukaryota; Metazoa; Chordata; Actinopteri; Salmoniformes; Salmonidae
Product: B-cell receptor CD22-like
Exons: 7
Coding region: 1-1383 (460 amino acids)
Source: RefSeq, a predicted model, not a curated record